CCCGAUGAAGCAGCCAGCGCGGAGUCCAUAGCGUCUUGUCGCAGUCCGGACACCAUGGGGGUAUAUACUCCAGAUAAUAGUUGUUAUGACCUCCUCACUGUUAUAGGGAGAGGAUUUGAGGACCUGAUGACGGUAAACUUAGCGCGAUACAAACCCUCGGGGGAGUAUGUUUGUAUCAGAAGAGUUAACUUGGAGUAUUGCACCAACGAUAUGGUGGCCUUCCUGCAGACGGAACUUCAUGUGUCUAAGCUGUUCAACCACCCCAACAUCCUCCCUUACAGAGCCACAUUCAUAGCCAACAAUGAGCUGUGGGUGGUCACCCCGUUCAUGGCUUACGGGUCAGCCAAGGACCUGAUAUGCACACACUUCACAGAUGGAAUGAGUGAGCUGGCAAUCGCUUACAUCCUGCUUGGAGUGUUGAAAGCCUUGGAUUACAUCCAUCAUAUGGGUUACGUUCACAGGAGUGUGAAGGCCAGUCACAUCCUCAUCUCUGUGGAAGGGAAGGUGUACCUCUCUGGCCUGCGCAGUAUUCUUAGUAUGAUAAACCACGGACAGCGACUGAAAGUGGUCCAUGAUUUCCCCAAGCACAGUUCCCGGGUUCUUCCCUGGCUGAGCCCGGAGCUCUUACAGCAGAACCUCCAGGGGUACGAUGCCAAAUCUGACAUCUACAGUGUGGGGAUUACAGCGUGCGAGCUUGCUAAUGGACACGUGCCAUUCAAAGACAUGCCAGCUACGCAGAUGCUCCUUGAGAAGCUGAAUGGCACGGUGCCCUGCUUGCUGGACACGGCAACCAUUCCUGCCUCAGAUCUCAUCAUGAAGACCUCUCGCUCUGGAGCGGACUCUGGCAUUGGAGAAGGCACCUCCUGUCGCCCCUCCAACGGGGAGCACAGCAUGCACCCUUACAACCGCACCUUCUCCCCACACUUCCACAACUUGGUGGAGCAGUGUCUGCAGAGAAACCCUGAGCUACGGCCUAACGCUGGCACUCUGCUCAAUCAUUCCUUCUUCAAACAGAUAAAGCGUAGAGCAUCUGAAGCCCUUCCCGAGCUCCUCCGUCCAGUGUCCCCCAUCACCAACUUCGAGGGAGCUAGACGUUCAGAUCUGCCCGGAUUAGAGGGACUGGUAUCUAACUUGGAUCAGCUGGAUGUGGAUGACUGGGACUUUUAAGGAAGAGGGGAGGGAUUGGAAUCCCGUUAAUGUUUACACUGCACUGGCCCCGACAGGAGGUCUCGCUUAUUGGAGGUGCAUGAGGAAACCCACCAUCACAAAUCUUAGGCGUGCAUACAGAGAAGCUGCCUCUGAUGUUGGCAGCAGCCUCAUCUCACCGUUCGUGUUGUUCGUUCCUCUGGAAGAAGGCACACUAUGCUGGAAUUUGUCUCGUAUAUAGACGUAGUUAACCUGCUUUGCGCUGUACGGUCACUGAACAUGUCAGUUCACUUGGUUAUCACCACUGGUCACCCAACCCUGCUUGUUCACAGGUGGCACCUGCUAAUCAGUGUUGUGCAAAACCAGCGGCUAUUU
Messenger RNA from Nanorana parkeri, 1521 nucleotides. RefSeq names its product STE20-related kinase adapter protein alpha-like. Gene Ontology annotation, molecular function: ATP binding; protein serine/threonine kinase activator activity; protein kinase activity. The transcript is spliced from 9 exons. Gene Ontology annotation, biological process: protein phosphorylation. The record is from RefSeq and is a predicted model, not a curated record. Bases 55 to 1167 code for a protein of 370 amino acids. Lineage: Eukaryota; Metazoa; Chordata; Amphibia; Anura; Dicroglossidae.